Molecule: messenger RNA, 1778 nt
Organism: Xyrauchen texanus (razorback sucker)
Lineage: Eukaryota; Metazoa; Chordata; Actinopteri; Cypriniformes; Catostomidae
Gene: ctu2
Product: cytosolic thiouridylase subunit 2 homolog (S. pombe)
Exons: 15
Coding region: 201-1700 (499 amino acids)
Biological process (GO): tRNA wobble position uridine thiolation
Cellular component (GO): cytosol
Molecular function (GO): tRNA binding; sulfurtransferase activity
Source: RefSeq, a predicted model, not a curated record
UCAUUCACUGUCACACGUGAAAACAAACUUGUGGCGAUUCGUUUUUUUAAGUGUUCUCCGUAAUAAAUAUUGGACAUUUCUGUGAUCGCUUUACUGAACAACAUGGUGAUUCAGAGUUUCGAUCACGGUUAAACCUGAGGAAGAGCUGCGCUUUGUUGUAGGAUCUGGAUAAUCGCGUAUUCCGCCUAUUUGAAGAAAUCAUGUGUCAAGUUGAUGAAGAAUAUAAUGGGUUGGAGUGUAACCAGAAGAUACCUCUACCGACGCUUAACAGGAAGUGUAUGAAAUGCAAGGAGGAAACCGCUUCGCUCAUUAUCCGCGUCAGCGAUGCAUUUUGCCGGUCCUGCUUCAAGGAAUACUUCAUACACAAAUUUCGGGCCAUGCUGGGAAAAAAUCGUGUCAUCUUUCCCCAGGAGAAGGUUCUUGUUGCCGUGUCUGGUGGAGCCGCCUCUUGCGCAAUGCUCUCACAAGUCCAAGAGGGGCUGAGUCAGGACACUCCCAAAAAGUUGAGAUUUGUGCCUGGAAUCAUAUACAUUGACGAGGGCGGCGCCUGUGGGCAGAGCUCCGAGGAGCGGCAGAGGUCGGUUGCUCAGCUUAAGAGCAUCUUCACAGAGACGGGCUUCCCUUACUUCAUUGUCCCACUGGAGCUGGUAUUCAGUUUGCCCACCUCUGUACUGGUCCCUUUGAGCUCUGACCCAGACCGGUCCAAUCCCAUCUAUAAACUGGCUGUGGAUCAGUAUAUCAAACAGAACCUUGUGGAAGAGACCACGGCCGGUGCAAUGUCUCAGCUCAGUAUACAGGACUCUUUGUAUUCACCUGAACACAAGCUGGCGUUAGAGAGACUGUUCGCCUCACUGAAGACACUCACAGCUAAAGAGGACAUGUUACAGACAUUAAGGCAGCAUCUGAUACUGCACACGGCGCGAGUGAAUGGCUACUCAAAGGUCAUGAUGGGCGAGAGCUGCUCUCGACUGGCUGUCAAACUGCUCAGUAAAAUCACUCUGGGCCGCGGAGCAGCUCUGGCUUCAGACACGGGUUUCUCUGAUCCUCGGUACGGAGACGUGGUGAUCACACGGCCGAUGAGGGAUUAUUCAUCCAAAGAGAUCGCCCUCUACAGCAGGAUGUUUAAUGUGCCAUCAGUGUUCAUCUCGGGUCUGGAUACCAAGACCCAUGAUAAAGCCAGCAUCCAGCGACUGACGGAGAGUUUUGUAACCAACCUGCAGGCUGAUUUCCCCUCCACUGUCAGCACCAUAUACAGAACAAGUGAGAAGCUUCACACAGUCAUUCCCGCUCAGAGUCAAACCUCCGAAUCCACCUCAAAGUGCCUGCUGUGUCUCUGUGCUAUUGACACUGAAGUAGAUAAAGCUUCCGCCUUCCAUGCUACUUUGGUAUCUGAGCAGUUGUCCCAGAUCAGACCUCAAGAAAUGUCCCAUGCUGCACCAGCGAUGUCUGCAGACCAGUGCUGUGGUGAAGGACAGGGCUGUGAGACUGGAGGCUGCUGCUCCUCCAAACACAGGUCGCUGAAUCAUCAGGACUUGAAGGCUCUCUUGUGUUACAGUUGUAGACUGACUCUCAAAGACAUGGAAACGAUAGACACUCUUCCGCCGUACAUCACGACAGAGGCAGAGAAACGGCAGAAAAGAUCACACAUGAAGUUGGAGAUCAGUGAGUUUCUAUUGGAGGAUGGCGAUGAUGGCGACUAACGGAUAUUUGGUUCAGACUAAUUGUGUGAUUUAACUCCAUUAUUUCUCCGUGAGAGGCUGAAAAUACAUUUUCUAAUG